Molecule: messenger RNA, 471 nt
Organism: Trichoderma asperellum CBS 433.97
Lineage: Eukaryota; Fungi; Ascomycota; Sordariomycetes; Hypocreales; Hypocreaceae
Source: RefSeq, a predicted model, not a curated record
UCGACUGUGAUGUGGCUAUCGAAGAAAAUCUGCACGACACCAUCCAUUAUAGCGUUUUGGCUGCGUCCGUUCCAUACACAAUGGAUAUCCUUCGGCCAAACCAGAGAAGAGGGCGAUAUGACUAUUGUAUCACCGCCAAUCGUGCAAUAUCAACACAAACCACACAUGUAGGUAAAGAUAGUCUUCCUCGACCGGAGCAGCUAUUCCUGGCGACCACUGUUGAUGGCUACCCCUUUUGUCUCGCGGCGCAGCGCAGUUCGGGGUUACCGGAGGAGUGAUGCUAAGAUAACUUCAAUGCUCUCCCCUCGCACCAAUAAAUUGACAAAGUCGGGACGAGAGAUAAGGCACGGCAUUCUGUAAACGGGUAAAUACUGGACUGCAAGUAGUACAGAGUGGAAAGCCGCUCGUUCUGGCGCCCUGAGUGUGCUGAUCAUGCCCGAGAAGACGACGGCUGUGCUACUUGCACGUCGG